Molecule: messenger RNA, 1971 nt
Organism: Chara braunii
Lineage: Eukaryota; Viridiplantae; Streptophyta; Charophyceae; Charales; Characeae
Source: the annotation of a GenBank genome assembly
UCGGAUGUAGAAGAGCAGUUUCGUACUGAACGCUGCUGCUGCGACACUGGCGCUAGGUAGCCGCUUUCUACGCGAUUGACAUCAAAUCGGCAGACACUUUUGCCGCUACCUCCGUUGGCUCUCGAGGGGAGAGCUCCCGCUCCAACAUCCAGGGAGGAAACUCUCUGGAGAUUUGCUGGAAGUGUUGUGUGCGUACUGAAAUCUGCGUUCAGUCUACGGACUGAAGUUAUAGCGAGAAUUUUCGACUGGUAGAGACGAAUCAGACGAUUCCUCCGCGAGCCAGUUCACGUCUGUAGGGUGAUCUUUCUUUCCCGCGAACCUACUGCCUUAGUGUCAUCAUGUCGCCAUUAACUCCUCGAUCUCCGCGCUGCUGCUCGUCUUUUUCUUCUUCUUCGUCUUCUUCGUCUCGAGUAACCCGUGCUGACGAUGUAGCAAGGUUAUCUUGCACGUACUCUCCGGGCUGGGCUUCUUCAUCUCCUUCGCUUCCAGCAUCUGCGACGAGAAGCCCGUGCAGCAGCUCUACCGAUUUCUCCACUAUCGCUAGCGUCAAAGCUGCAAGGCGUCUGUCAGCGAUUGCUGGGAGCCGAGACGAGUCCCUAGGUUCUCCGGAAAUUCCGGUGAAAACGAUGGAGAAAGCUAGCGAUCAUGUGACGGGAAGUACAUCGAAUGAGUGCACGGCGGACGGCAGCUGCAAGCAGCCGCAGGUUUGCUGCCCAUCCAACGAAGAUGGGGACAAGCUGAUUGCGACAAGGGGACAGGCAUUGGACGCGUACGCAGGAGGAGAAGAGUCGCAGGGAGAUGCGCACGGCAGAAGACAACUCACAGAAGACAAUUUCAAGGGAGAGGCUGAUGCUUCGGCAUUGAGACAGUGUGACGCCGAGAACCAGCGGGUGAACUCUGACGUCUGGCUGAGCAUCAUCAGUUUCUUGAAAGCCAAGGAAGUUGUCACGGUGGCCAUGCUCAAUCAUGAGUUCAACUUGCUGGCUAUGGAGGAAGAGGUUUGGCGGUGUGUGUGCGAGCGGCAGCUGGGUAUCGUCAUCCCCGGAGGGCUGUCGAAGCCCAGUCUAAGCUGGCGCGCUCUCUUCCGGUCCGUCACUGAUGGGAGGCAUUCGUUCAAGUAUCAGCAGCAGGAUAAGCAUCUGGAUUGGAUGAGGCUCGGCGUUUUCGAGGUACGCUCUGGGAUGGUCAUUGCGACGGACACUCUUCGAGCGGACAACAAGGGAAAGCAAGGUCAUUGUGAAGACGGGGCAGUGAACUCAGCGAAGGCCAGCCGUUCGGAUCCAUCUUCCUCUCUACCGGCCUUCUCCUCUUCCGCUCCUUCCUCCUCCUCGGAAGUGGAUGCCUAUCGUGUUUCGAGAGAGGACGGGUUUUCGCAGGCGAUUGGGAACGUGCGACGAGGAAGUUGGAUAGCAGACAUGCAUCUGUUGCGCUGUCCUCUUUGCGACUCGCCCACCUGCGAAGGAACUAUGCAAGCUCUGGACGCAUGGCAUUCCGAGCUGUUUCUUCAUGAUGAGGCCGUCAACAAGAAAUGGAGUUACGAGGAGCUGUCAGCGAGAAACCGCACCGACGACGUCCCCGCAGCGGUGGCGGCGAUUUUCGACGCGGAGGAGUUCAACCAACCCACCACGAGGUGCAGCAACGAAAUGCUCAACCUGAAGGCAUGGGCAGGUCCAGUGGGAGACUGGCAACCUCGGGGAAGGGUGUCCUCGUUCGCAGCCGCCGUCUGUACCAACCUUCAGGAGAAUGCCGGGAUGAACGUCAAGUGCUAUGCCAUGCGUGCAGGGGAUCGCGGCCCUGUGAUGGGCAUUCGCAUCACCCAGCAACUCAAUUAGAUCCUCUUAACACACAUGCGGUUUGUGAGGGAUCUGCGACCUCGGCAGUUUCUGGAAGUGACGAGCUGACGCUGCGACGUUUGGCACUCGUUCCAGAAUCUCGAUUGACCAAUCUCGGGGAUAAAUUGGUAAGGCGUGG